Molecule: messenger RNA, 2849 nt
Organism: Propithecus coquereli (Coquerel's sifaka)
Lineage: Eukaryota; Metazoa; Chordata; Mammalia; Primates; Indriidae
Gene: ZNF567
Product: zinc finger protein 567
Exons: 6
Coding region: 240-2183 (647 amino acids)
Biological process (GO): regulation of transcription by RNA polymerase II
Cellular component (GO): nucleus
Molecular function (GO): RNA polymerase II cis-regulatory region sequence-specific DNA binding; DNA-binding transcription activator activity, RNA polymerase II-specific
Source: RefSeq, a predicted model, not a curated record
AGACUGCUGGCCAGUGACCAAAGGUGAGGCUGGUGGGUCCUCCCUGGCGUGGAGGAAGCGGGUGAUGGUGGGACCCUCUUCAGCUCGAAUGGAUUGGGAGCUGGGAAAGGAAUGAGAAGUUGGAAGUCAGGGACAAGAAGAGGCUAACAUGACUGAUACUGCUAUAAUUUAGUGAACUGCCCCUUUUCUAAAGAGGAGCACAAAGGAAAGACUGGUCCUCUCUUGCACAUCUCAAAACCAUGGCUCAGGGAUCAGUGUCAUUCAAAGAUGUGACUGUGGACUUCACUCAGGAGGAGUGGCAGCACCUGGACCCUGCUCAGAAGACUCUAUAUAUGGAUGUGAUGUUGGAAAACUAUUGCCACCUCAUCUCUGUUGGGUGUCACAUGACCAAACCUGAUGUCAUCCUCAAGUUGGAGCAAGGAGAAGAGCCAUGGGCAUCAUUUGCAGGUCUUACCUGCUUAGAAGAAAACUGGAAAGCUGAAGACUUUCUGGUGAAAUUCAGGGAACAGCAAGAUAAGUAUUUUAGAUCAGUUGUAUGUAUCAACCACAAAAAACUGGUUAACAAGAAGAAUAAUGUAUAUGAAAAGACAUUUACUCUAGGCAAAAACCCUGUUAAUUCAAAAAAUCUACCUCCUGAAUAUGACGCCCAUGGAAAGAUUUUGAAAAAUGUUUCAGAAUUAAUCAUCAGUAAUCUAAAUCCUGCAAGAAAGAGACUUAGUGAGUAUAAUGGAUAUGGGAAAUCACUCCUCAGUACUAAGCAAGAGACAGCUCUUCCUGGAGUCAAAUCCCAUAAUCAAAGUGGCAGAGCUUUUAGUCAUAAUGAAGUGCUUAUGCAGUAUCAGAAAAUGGAAACUCCAGUGCAGUCAUUUGGAUAUAAUGACUGUGAAAAAUCAUUCCUUAAAAGAGGAGGCUUAAUUACACAUAAUAGAGCUUACAGAGGGGAAAACCCAUCUGUAUAUAAUAAAAAGAGAAGAGCAACCAAUAUUGAAAAAAAACAUACCUGCAAUGAAUGUGGGAAAUCGUUUUGCAGGAAGUCAGUAUUGAUCCUGCAUCAGGGAAUUCACACAGAGGAAAAACCCUAUCAAUGUCAUCAAUGUGGAAAUGCAUUUAGAAGGAAGUCGUAUCUCAUUGAUCAUCAAAGAACCCACACAGGAGAGAAACCCUUUGUUUGUAAUGAAUGUGGUAAGUCCUUCCGCCUCAAGACAGCCCUCACUGACCAUCAGAGAACACACACAGGGGAAAAAUCAUAUGAAUGUCUGCAAUGUAGGAAUGCUUUCAGAUUGAAGUCACAUCUCAUUCGUCAUCAGAGAACUCACACAGGAGAGAAACCAUAUGUUUGUAAUGACUGUGGGAAGUCCUUCCGCCAGAAGACAACACUGUCUUUACAUCAGAGAAUUCAUACAGGGGAGAAACCCUAUAUUUGUAAAGAAUGUGGAAAAUCCUUUCACCAGAAGGCAAACCUUACUGUACAUCAGAGGACUCAUACAGGGGAAAAGCCCUAUAUUUGUAACGAAUGUGGAAAAUCCUUCUCCCAGAAGACAACCCUUGCUCUUCACGAGAAAACCCAUAACGAGGAGAAACCGUAUAUUUGUAAUGAAUGUGGGAAGUCCUUCCGCCAGAAAACAACCCUCGUAGCACAUCAGAGGACACAUACAGGGGAGAAAUCUUAUGAAUGUCCUCAUUGUGGGAAGGCCUUUAGAAUGAAGUCAUAUCUCAUUGAUCAUCACAGAACUCACACAGGAGAGAAACCAUAUGAAUGUAAUGAAUGUGGGAAAUCAUUCAGUCAGAAAACAAAUCUCAAUCUACAUCAGAGAAUUCAUACAGGGGAGAAACCUUAUAUCUGUCACGAAUGUGGGAAGUCCUUUCGCCAGAAAGCAACCCUCACUGUACAUCAGAAAAUACAUACAGGGCAGAAAUCCUAUGAAUGUCCUCAGUGUGGGAAAGCCUUUAGCAGGAAGUCAUAUCUCAUUCAUCAUCAAAGAACUCAUACAGGAGAGAAACCGUAUAAAUGUAACGAAUGUGGGAAGUGCUUCCGCCAGAAGACAAAUCUCAUUGUACAUCAGCGAACUCACACAGGAGAGAAGCCCUAUGUUUGUAAUGAGUGUGGUAAGUCCUUCAGUUAUAAGAGAAACCUCAUUGUCCAUCAAAGAACUCACAAGGGAGAAAACGUAGAAAUACAAUAAAUGGUGUGAUUUCUUUGUGAACCCUUUCCAAAUUAUUGUAAACCUUUAGUUUUAAAAAGAAAAGCAUGCUUAAACAGGUUAAUGUAAUUUUAAUCACAAAUGUAAUAAUAGUUAUUAAAUGAAAGUACCAAAACACGUAACUAUUUCUCUAAUGUUUACUAGCAUAUAAAAUGGAUGUUAUCAUUAUUAUUGAACUCCAUCAGAUACGAAGCUAACUUUUAAGGUUUUCAGCUGCUCCUGCUGACUCAAAUAGUUUAUUUUAAAAAAUACAUAAUAUGUGCAGAGGCAAGAUAUAAAACAAUUGUAAGCAUCAGUCUCUAUAAGAGAGGACAUAUCUAUGAACUGUAUUUCUCCUUCCACUCUGUGUAAUACAAAGAGUUAGUUGCUACUUCCGUAAAGAUUACUACUUUCCUAGCCUAUAAUGUCAUAAAGUAGUUUUUGCAUGUUUUUAAACUUUAUAUUUUUUAUUAUACAUCAUGAAUUCUUUUGUCUUAUUUCAGUGAACAUUUUUAAGAUUUGUACAUUAUUGCAUGUGGCAGUAGUGUAUUUUCAUUUUGUCUACUAUUCCAUUUUAAGAAUAUACUGCUAUUUAUCCUAUUGAUGGAUAUUUGUAUUUUUUAUAAUUUUGUGUUAUAAUAAAUAUACUGCUAUAAGUAUUCUUGUUUA